ACUCACGCCCCUUACCUUUGAUCCAGGAUACACGGAACACAUCGGUGGAAGCCUCAGCCAUGGACCUCGUGCUGAAUGUCGCUGACUAUUACUUCUUCACUCCGUACGUGUACCCUGAAUCAUGGCCUGAGGAUGGGGCACUGCGGCAGAUCCUCAGUCUCCUGGUGGUGACCAACCUCGGGGCUGCCAUCUUGUAUCUUGGCCUGGGAGCAUUCAGCUAUUAUUUCAUCUUUGACCACAAUCUAAUGAAACACCCACACUUCUUAGAGAAUCAAGUGUGGAGAGAAAUCAAAUAUGCCAUGACCUCUCUGCCGUGUAUCAGCAUCCCCACAGUGGCCUUGUUUUUCGCUGAAGUCAGGGGAUACAGCAAACUGUACGACAACGUCAGCGACUCUCCUUUGGGUUGGCCAGGCCUCUUCCUGAGUAUGAUCUCCUUCCUAUUGUUCACUGAUAUGUGCAUCUACUGGAUUCAUCGCUUCCUGCACCACAAGCUUAUCUACAAGAUGUUUCACAAGCCACACCACGUUUGGAAGAUCCCUUCCCCCUUCGCCAGCCACGCCUUCCAUCCCGUCGACGGCUUCCUGCAGGGCCUCCCAUAUCACAUCUACCCGUUCCUCUUCCCCCUUCACAAGGUCCUCUACUUGGCCCUCUAUGUGUUCGUCAACAUCUGGACCAUCUCCAUCCACGAUGGUGACUAUCGCGUUCCCAGCGGCCUGAUUAGCGUCAUCAACGGCGCGGCCCACCACACUGACCAUCACCUCUUCUUCGACUACAACUAUGGCCAGUACUUCACCCUAUGGGACCGGCUGGGAGGUUCCUACAGGCAUCCAUCGGCUCUGAUGGGGAAGGGCCCCAUAGAUCUGAUUCGGAAACUUCAAGCAGAGGGAAAGUUGGGUAAAGAAAAGCUGAACGGACAGAGAACAGCGACUCGCAAAGAAGAGUAA
This is a messenger RNA of Cyprinodon variegatus (sheepshead minnow), 944 nucleotides long. It is a transcript of the gene sc5d, whose product is annotated as sterol-C5-desaturase. The coding region runs from base 60 to 944 and encodes 294 amino acids. Gene Ontology annotation, molecular function: iron ion binding; oxidoreductase activity. The transcript has 5 exons. NCBI's taxonomy places the organism in Eukaryota, Metazoa, Chordata, Actinopteri, Cyprinodontiformes, Cyprinodontidae. The record is from RefSeq and is a predicted model, not a curated record.